Messenger RNA from Oncorhynchus mykiss (rainbow trout), 4539 nucleotides. Its product is annotated as calcium/calmodulin-dependent protein kinase kinase 2. The record is from RefSeq and is a predicted model, not a curated record. NCBI's taxonomy places the organism in Eukaryota, Metazoa, Chordata, Actinopteri, Salmoniformes, Salmonidae. Gene Ontology annotation, molecular function: ATP binding; protein serine/threonine kinase activity. Gene Ontology annotation, biological process: protein phosphorylation; CAMKK-AMPK signaling cascade.
UGUGUGGUACCAGAGUGAACCGUCUAUGAAGGGGAAGCGGCUUUGUCAUGCCUUCACGACUUUGUGGACUUUUGAGUGAUUGUGAUGUGCACUGCAACUGCUUUUUGGUGAACGGCUAACUAUACAGUUAGCAUUUUUCCCAUUAUUUUACCUGGUUUUCUGGGUCGUCAAAUAUCGUUUUUGUACCACAUGGUGGCGCCAGAAUGAAUCAAGGCUACAUUAUGCUUCUAUGCCAAGAAAGCCCAAUGCCAUGCAAAGUUAGUGUUAACUAUGCUCCGAUAAUUGGGGGUGAAUAUCUAAUUUUCCUUUUGUGAAUAUUCAGGGAGGGAUACUGUCAUAUGGUCCACGACCUACAGCGUUUCACCCACUGGCCACACGGUUUCUGCCCAGCUGGAUUGGUUCUUCAGAGGAUGCUCGCCACCUAUCACGAUGCUUCGUUCAGUUUCUUCACGUCGCUAGAUAUUUUACCAGCAACAUCAACACUAUUUCAUGCAGAGUCAGGUGGCUAGCAUACGGAACGCCCUUAGUUCAUAAUUGCCCCCGAAAAGUGCUCUGCUCUCCUGAGGUAGACCACUGAUGGAGCAGCGACAUACAAGCCCUGGGGACAGUCGUUGUCAUGUUUCCAUGCGUUUCCUCCUGGCCCUCUGCUGAGCCCCCGUCGCCCUGCGGUCAUGUCUCCCUGCCCACACACACUCACACACAGCCCCUGCCUGACCUACUGUGCAGCUGCCCUGCCCCGCAGAUGAACCCUCACCCCGUCCCAGACUACAUGGAGUCCCUUAUCGUGGUGACCGAGUACGAGCCCAAGGGAGGUGAUGAGGUGGAGGACAUGGAGUGCUCUGAGACGCCCUUCAGAACCCACUCCUGCGACCUGCUGUCCCACUCUGUGGGCCACCCCGAGGCCCUGUCCCCUGAGCUCCAGGGGCACAGGGGAAGACUAAACCUGUCAGACCGGAAGCUGUCCCUGCAGGAGCGCUCCCAGACGGCCUCGUCCCCCAACGGGCGCUACAUCUACCCCUCGCUGCCCUACUCGCCCAUCACCUCGCCCCAAUCCUCCCCACGACUGCCCCGUAGACCCACCGUGGAGUCUCACCGCGUCUCCAUCACUGACCUGCAGGACUGCGUGCAGCUCAACCAGUACAAGCUGAAAGAUGAAAUCGGAAAGGGCUCCUAUGGUGUUGUCAAGCUGGCCUACAAUGAAGACAACAACACUUAUUACGCGAUGAAAGUGCUGUCCAAGAAGAGGCUGAUGAGGCAGGCAGGUUUCCCACGGAGACCACCCCCCCGCGGAGCCAAAGCAGCCCCCGAAGGCCCCCCUCAGCCAAAAGGACCGCUAGAACGGGUCUACCAGGAGAUUGCCAUCCUAAAAAAGCUGGACCAUCCCAAUGUAGUGAAGCUAGUGGAGGUUCUUGACGACCCUGGUGAGGACCAUCUGUACAUGGUGUUCGAGCUGGUCAAAAAGGGGGCUGUGAUGGAGGAGUUGCCCACGGACAAGCCGCUAAAUGAGGACCAAGCUCGGUUCUACUUCCAAGACCUAGUCAGGGGGAUUGAGUUCUUGCAUUACCAGAGGAUCAUCCACCGGGACAUCAAGCCCUCUAACCUCCUGGUUGGGGAGGACGGUCACAUUAAGAUCGCUGACUUCGGGGUCAGUAACCAGUUUGAGGGGGCCGACGCCCUUCUCACCAGCACGGUAGGCACGCCCGCCUUCCUCGCCCCCGAGACCCUCUCCGAGACCAGGAAGAACUUCUCUGGCAAGGCAUUGGACGUUUGGGCCAUGGGAGUGACGCUGUACUGUUUCGUGUUCGGAGUGUGUCCCUUUAUGGAUGAACGCAUCAUCAGUCUUCAUCAGAAGAUCAAGACUCAGCCAGUGGAGCUGCCAGAGCAUUCAGACUUAUCUGAUGAUCUGAAAGAUCUGCUACUGAAGAUGCUUGACAAGAAUCCAGAGACCAGGAUAUCAGUACCGCAGAUUAAGGUGCACCCGUGGGUGACGCGGCGAGGAGCGGAGCCCCUCCCUCUGGAGGACGAUAACUGCUGCAUGCUGAUCGAGGUGACCGAGGAGGAGGUUGAGAACUCUGUCAAACACAUCCCCAGUCUGGCCACUGUGAUCCUGGUGAGGACCAUGCUGAGGAAGCGCUCCUUUGGGAACCCCUUUGACUGGGGCCGCCAGAGAACCGAAGACCGAGGCACCGGUCUGUCUGCACCAGGACACGUGCUCACCAAAGGGAGAGCGGGCAAUGUGAGAUGCUGCUACAUUCAUAGUAACCAAAGAAGGAAACAAGAGAGCGGGGAGGGCAUGAGAAGUAUGGACCUGCCCUUGGUGGGCGAAGAUGAGACUCUUUCCUGAUGCGGUGUGGUUUGUCAGCGCGAGGGUGAAGGCAUGCUAGCGAAUUAUGUUGGUUGAAGACACUAAUGUAUUUUGUGGAGGUGGACAGGACUGUUAUAGGGAUGUGACGGGAGCCUGAACACCCUUUUGGUGAAAGCUCCCUCCUGACUGUCACUCACUAACACCCAUCUGUAAUGCAUGCUCAUGUUUCUAGUCAUAGCAUGCUCUGUCACAGGCUUCUGAUAUAAAGGUCUGUAUUUUAGCCUAGGUACAUGUGUUUCUCCAGGCCUCCUCCGUUUGAAAAGGCUCUCACGUUUACUACAGGGGUAUGGGGGACGGUUGUACAUUUUCAAGGGGCGACCCCUGUCCCCCACAUAUUAAUAGAGCAAGUUACUUAACUAUGAUUGUCUGGACCACUCACCAUUAAUGUGGACAGUUUUGUAACGAUAAACAGGAGAGGUUUAUUGAAACGAACAAUAGAUUUACUACAUUCCUGGUAUGCAUGUGGGUUUGUUUCUUUCCCAGUGCAGCCAUUGUUUACGCUGCACAAUCAUAGAAUUAGUUAUCCAGGCACAAACUAUUUAUUUGAUUCAUUCAGUCCUCACUAAUGGUUUGUUAUAAAAUGUCUCCCAGUUACUACAACUGGUGAAGAGCUUUUAAAAAAUGCCGUGUUUUCUAACGCACUUACUUCUUAAAACGUGUGGCGGGCCAAGGGAGAUGAUACAAUGUUGAAGCUCAAGCCAAAAUAAUGUGUUUGUGGCAUGUUUGUUUCUUUAAGUUUUUUAUAUGGUAAUAGAUUGACGGGUGUGGUUUUUAAACCUCUCAUUUUCAGGACACCAAAAAUAAAUUCAAUUGUGUAUUUUGUAAACUAAUAGCAAACACCUUUAAAACAAGUGACUAUUUCUAAUUGCAAUGUCAUUGUGAAAUGAUAGGAGUUAUUGUCUCUUACAAAUGAAUUUCACUCCCAGGCAUAUCGUGUGGCUGCAGACCUCUUGUACAAAUCUAUGCAUGACAUAUCUGUUACGGAAGUGUUGGAAUUCGUUUGAAUUAGAUAAAGUUGUCAUCAGAUAUGGUAAGAUACAAACGUGCUAGUAGAACUCAGACAUUGCCACUGGAGUGCAACUCUUUUUCCAUGGCUAAGCGGUCGAAUGAUCUUCCUAGUUGUCUUGUGGCAUGUUUUAAUUUUCUUUUUUUAAUGUUUACCUCUUGCCUUUUUUUUGCACGUAGAUAGACUGUGUUUGUGUAUGGAUAGCUACAGUCGCUGGACAUGUUUGUGGUUCCAUAGUAUAUCUUUGAAACAACAUUAAUUCAACAAUUAAUGCUUCCAACAUACAGAUUUUUUUCAGCACCAACGUGUUGAAUGUAUGAUAACGGUACAUAUAUAUUUUUUGGGGGGUGGGGGGAGGGGACAUUUCUUGCAUGUCACUACUGUAUGUUAAAACAAUCUGAAUUGAAUGUUGUGUGUUUUUUAAGACUUAUUACUUACUAUGCAUACGAAAUGUCACUGUGGUGCAGCGCUCCACCCUGUCAUUGGUCUGUCAUGUAUACUGUGUUGUUGGAGGGUACAGUAUCUAAUUGAGGUCUCUGUAUACAGUAGCUGACCACUUGGUAUGGCAGUACCUGUUUGGGGAUCUCACCAUCUUGUGUAAAAUGUUCAGGAAUAAUAUGAUGGAAUAUUAAAAGGAAGGAGAAGAUACUGACUAUGACCUCAGUCCAGAUCAGAAGCGGCGGUUAGAGCGCUGGGCCUGUGACCGAAAGGUUGCUAGUUUGAAUCCCUGAGCCGACGAGGGAAGAAAAUGAAAUGACAACUUAUUUUAUCACUCCACAUGAAAGUGCUACCCUCCCCUUCAUUAUAUCAUAGAAGAGGUUGGGUUUGACUACAGGGCUGAAUUAAAUGCAACCCACAGAACUCUGUAUUAUAUUUGUAUUUAUACAUAUAUUUCAUCUUCCCUUUUUGUUUCAGUCUUUGCCCAUUCUUAUUGAAAGGGCUAGGAUUACCUUUAUUGUCCAUAUCACACAAUGUACUGUAGCAUAAUGCCAUCCAUUGUAGUGAGAGCUUUGGUGCCUCUACCCAAAUGCAUGCCAACAUACUAUAAAAAUACCAUUGAAUUGUCAUAGCAUAACAGAGCUUCUCACAAAACAAGAGCUCAUAAUAAUUGAAUCUAUUGUAUCCAGUUCAUUAUUUGAGUAAAUUACAGUUAACUUUCUGCAAUGUC